CAACAAUUCGACAUGACAGCGACGAUGGACAUUGCCGCGUUCUUUGGCGGCCUCCGUGCAACGCGCCACGAGCUCCACGCGCACCCCGAAGUGAGUUUCCAGGAGUUUAAAACUCAAGAGCGCCUGGAAGCGUAUUUGGUGAACGAGUCCCGCAUCCCCAAGGACAACAUCACACGCGUCGCGACGACCGGCCUUGUUGUGGACAUCCACGGUCCCACGGAUGGAGACAAGACGACUUCGUUGACGUGCAUCGCGUUUCGUGCCGAUAUGGAUGGUUUGCCGAUGACUGAGGCGAACCCGCGCUUGCCGUACAAGUCGACAGCCGUGCAAUGCGCUCACAUGUGCGGUCACGAUGGGCACAUGGCGACUCUGUUGGGGUUUGCAACGCUCGUACAGUCCCACCGCCACUUGCUCCCGCCACACACGACGGUGCGAUUGUUGUUUCAGCCUGCUGAGGAAGGCCACUUUGGAGCCCCCGCCAUGAUCCAGGAUGGGUGCCUGGACGGCGUGGACGAAAUCUACGGGUACCACAACAUCCCGUAUCCCGUGGGCGAAAUCCGCGUGAAGGCGGGGCCGAUGAUGUCGCAUUCCGCUCGGUUUUCGAUCAAAAUUCGCGGUCCCGGCGGCCACGGAUCGGCUCCGCACCAAACGCAGGAUCCGAUUGUGGCGGCGGGGCACAUCAUUGUCGCGAUGCAAUCCAUUUUGAGCCGCAACGUUGCUGCUCAUGACAGCGGCGUGCUCUCCAUCACCCAAGUUCACGGCGGCGAAGCCGACAACGUCAUUCCAUCCGUCGUCACGUUGUCUGGCACGUUGCGUGAUUUUUCGCCGGCCGUGUCGGCCCUCAUGCAGAAACGCAUGGCCGAGAUUGUCGAGCACACGUCCAAAGCGUACAAUGUCGAGGGGGCGAUUUCGUUCAAGGAUGGGUAUCCAGUAGUGGUCAAUGCGUCGGCGCAGGCGGACAUUGUGACGAAGGUGGCGCAAAAGGUCGUGGGGUCGGCAAAAGUGACCGCGGAUGGCCUUCCCCUUUGCGCGUCCGAGGAUUUUGCCUAUUAUUUGCAAACGAUUCCAGGCUGCUUUUACUUUGUUGGAACAAACGACACGGCGCAAAGCCAAAAUCGAUCCGUCCACAGCGACACGGUCGGUCUUCUCGCCGCGAUGCGCGAUCACGUCCUGACAACGUGUUGUUGGUUGUGUAGUACGACUUCAACGACGAUAUUUUGCCCGUCGCUGUGCGCAUGUUUGUCGAGGUCUUGCAACAUCGCUUCAACUGCACGUUGUUUUCCGACCACGAACUGCAAGCGUGGACGCAAUAAAGGAUGGCCGCAUCGUCUCAAGCUUCUCGUGGACAAGCUCCGGCAGCGCGAAACCUGACGAAUACUUUAUAAUCGAUCAAGAAGUGCUCCAUCAACCCUCGCUGCACGUCGACCAUCCCGCCCCCUUUUUCAACUUGUGCUCACUGUGUGUGGCAUGUUUGGCAAUCCAGCAAAUGCAUUCCGUCCGACGUGGCGCC
Molecule: messenger RNA, 1510 nt
Organism: Aphanomyces invadans
Lineage: Eukaryota; Oomycota; Saprolegniomycetes; Saprolegniales; Verrucalvaceae
Exons: 6
Coding region: 13-1371 (452 amino acids)
Molecular function (GO): hydrolase activity
Source: RefSeq, a predicted model, not a curated record